This is a messenger RNA of Poeciliopsis prolifica (blackstripe livebearer), 953 nucleotides long. RefSeq names its product proteasome 20S subunit beta 7 (gene psmb7). Gene Ontology annotation, molecular function: threonine-type endopeptidase activity. The coding region runs from base 36 to 869 and encodes 277 amino acids. The transcript is spliced from 8 exons. The record is from RefSeq and is a predicted model, not a curated record. Lineage: Eukaryota; Metazoa; Chordata; Actinopteri; Cyprinodontiformes; Poeciliidae. Gene Ontology annotation, cellular component: proteasome core complex.
UCACUUCCCGGAAACACAAACCUUCAUCCACCAAGAUGGCGACUUUGACUAUGAGCAGACCUACCGUGGCGGGUUUCAGUUUCGAAAACUGUCGAAGAAAUGUGAUUUUGGAAGGUGAAGUCAAUAAUCUGGGAUGCAGCUUGCCUGCUGCUCGAAAAACCGGAACCACCAUCUGUGGUGUGGUCUUCAAGGAUGGAGUUGUCCUCGGCGCUGACACCAGAGCCACUGAAGGCAUGGUAGUGGCUGAUAAAAACUGCUCCAAGAUCCACUAUAUCUCCCCCAACAUUUACUGCUGCGGUGCAGGAACCGCUGCAGACACUGAGAUGACCACUCAGAUCAUCUCGUCCAACCUGGAGCUGCACUCCCUGUCCACAGGCAGGCUGCCACGUGUGGCAACUGCUAACCGCAUGCUCAAGCAGAUGCUUUUCAGGUAUCAGGGCUACAUUGGCGCUGCUCUGGUCCUUGGCGGAGUGGACUGUAAUGGACCUCACCUGUAUAGCAUUUACCCUCAUGGUUCCACUGAUAAGCUGCCCUACGUCACUAUGGGCUCUGGCUCCCUGGCUGCCAUGGCUGUUUUUGAAGAUCGUUACAAGCCAGACCUGGAGGAGGAGGAAGCCAAGCGGUUGGUGCGUGACGCCAUCGCUGCAGGCAUCUUUAACGACUUGGGCUCUGGCAGUAACAUUGACCUCACCGUCAUCACCAAGGGCAACGUGGACUACAUCAGACCACACGAUGAGGCCAACAAGAAGGGGGUCAGAACCGGUGAUUACAAGUACAAAAGAGGAACGACUGCUGUGUUAUCUAAGUGUGUAACCCCGCUGGACCUGGAGGUGGUGGAGGAGUCCAUCCAAACUAUGGACACGUCCUAAAAUGUUUCUUUUUUUUUGUACCUCUCCCCUUUAGAACAUCUGACACACAUUAUGUCCAUGGUCAACAAUAAAGUUUUGAGUUGA